Molecule: messenger RNA, 210 nt
Organism: Hansenula anomala
Lineage: Eukaryota; Fungi; Ascomycota; Saccharomycetes; Phaffomycetales; Wickerhamomycetaceae
Exons: 2
Coding region: 1-210 (69 amino acids)
Source: RefSeq, a predicted model, not a curated record
AUGCAAUUCACAACUAUUUUCGCUUCAGUUUUCGCUAUUGCUUCAGUUUCAGCUAUUCCAAUGGCCCAAAUUGUUACACAAACUCAAGUUGAAUACAUUACCGUUACUGGUUCUUCUCAAGUUGCAGCUCCAACUGGUGGUUCUGCUGGUGUUGGUAAUGCUACUGCUCCAGAAACAACAUUGUCUGGUGUUAAUUCAACAUUAGUUUAA